GCUGUUUUGCAUAGCAAUGACCAGCUUUGCAUAAUCAGGGAAGGCAAGCAUUUAAAAGAGACGCUACUGGCACAGACCUAGUAGACCGGCGCAGACCCACUGUUUGCGAUGAUGCUGAAGAUGCAGGCUCCUCUUCUGAUGGCCUUGGGCCUGCUUCUCGCCGGCCCUGCGGCCCACGCACGCGUCCCCGUUCGCGUCCCGGUGAACCCGAUAGGUAGCUUUUCCUGGGAGAACUGCAAUGGCAGGAAGGGCCCUGUGCUGCUCAAAAGCAUGACUCUGGAACCUGACCCCAUUACCUUUCCUGGGAACGUGACUAUCAGCGCCGAGUUGCAGAUCCGCGUCCCCCUCAGCAGUCCUCUGAAGGUGGAAUUAACUAUAGAGAAGGAAAUGGCCAGCUUCUGGGUCAAAGUUCCAUGUAUGGGCCAUGCUGGUAGCUGCACCUUUGACGACAUCUGCCAAAUAUUAGACGUUUUCAUCCCCCCCGGACAGCCGUGCCCAGAGCCCCUGCAUACCUAUGGGCUUCCCUGCCACUGUCCCCUCAAAGCAGGCACCUACUCAGUGCCCAAGACUCAGUUCACCCUGCCUGACAUGGAGCUGCCCGGCUGGAUCAGCUCCGGGACCUACCGCAUCCAGAGCAUCCUCAGCAGCGGUGGGAAACAUCUGGGCUGUGUCAGGAUCUCUGUUGCUCUGAAGGGCGAGUAAAGUGGCACCAGCCACAGCAGAAUGAAAGGGUAUGAGGAAGAUGUCCCACUUCUUCUGCUUUGCAUUUGCCAAGGUCAAAUUCUGACUCUCUGUCCCCUUUCAAGCCCCUUUCUACAAUGAUGCCACUUUCCUCACUGAAAAUCCUUCUGUGCCACCUGCGUUCUAGGCUUGGGCAGGCAGCUCUGACCUGGGGAGGAGCUUGGAAACUCUUGAUAGCCCAUGACCUGCCAGGCCGGCUGUUUCAUCUUCCUUCUCACACCUAUGAUUUUCUCUCUAAGAGCUUAACUCAUUUUCUAAAUAAUGAAGCAAUAGGACUCACAUGUUUUGUGACCCCUAGU
This is a messenger RNA of Lontra canadensis (Northern American river otter), 1040 nucleotides long. RefSeq names its product GM2 ganglioside activator (gene GM2A). Gene Ontology annotation, cellular component: cytoplasmic side of plasma membrane. The transcript has 4 exons. Gene Ontology annotation, biological process: lipid transport; ganglioside catabolic process. Bases 109 to 702 code for a protein of 197 amino acids. Gene Ontology annotation, molecular function: enzyme activator activity; lipid carrier activity. The record is from RefSeq and is a predicted model, not a curated record. NCBI's taxonomy places the organism in Eukaryota, Metazoa, Chordata, Mammalia, Carnivora, Mustelidae.